AUGGACGCCUUCGUCUCACCAACUCUGUUCAAGCUUGUAAGCGCCGGCUACACUAUCAUGAACAAGGCCAAUUCCGCUCUCGAAUAUCGCGCCCUCAGAUAUGCGUUGUACGCUGCCAUGACUUGUCGGGGCACUAUUACGCUCAAGACUAAUGCUGGUCUACGGAAAGAGCUGGAAGAUGCGAGAAAGCAGCAGAAGGAGCACGAGAUGAAGGAGAAGGCGAGGUCCGAUCGAGCGCGUCGGACUACACAGGUCGACUCGGUUCCAGACUUUGCGACACCCGUGCGCGAAGAGCCUACACAAACACCAGAAGUGGUCCGCAAACUACAGGAGGCACUCAAGGACACGACCGAGCGCUUGAAACGCAGCAAUGCGCUGGUCAAAGAGCUUCAGCAGUCUACGAGCAAGCCUGCGCACCCGAGUAGAAUGUCCACCUCGUCUCACAACUCAUCAACGCCAAAGCGAGAUGCACUGGAGGAUAUGGGGCAUCAACUUCGGGCGGCGCGGCAAGAGGCUGUAGACGCCAAGAUGGAAGCUGCGUCCAAGGACGAGCAGCUAUGGCUGGUGCGGGAAGAGGCCGAUGGGGCUAAAGCCGAAGUCGCUUCGCUCAUGGCUUCUCAUGAUCAAGAGCCUCAGGCAGUACCGGAAGAGGUUGAGGCGGUUGAAGCUCAAGUGGCUUCCCUGGAGGCCGAGCUGGAAGCUGCACGACAGGAAACGCAGACGGCUAACGUGGAACUCCUCUCAGUCAAGGAGCAAUUGGGUUGUGCGAACGAAGCCAUAAAAACCGCUGGAUCUGGCUUGGCCCAAGUGAGAGAACUCGUGGGAAAAGUCCAAGAAGAGAAGGAAGAGGCUGAGGCCAACGCAGCUUCUCUAAACAUGCAGUUGAAAGCGUCCCGGGAAGAAGAAGAGAAGGGCAGAGCUGAUGCAGCUUCGAUGGAGAGAGACUUCCACGAGGUGCGAUUAAGGCAUAGCAAGGAAGUCACCGCGCUCAAAGAGCAGGUCAAAGAGUGGGAAGGCAUCGCUGCGGAGGCGAAGGAGGUCAACGAUCAGGUGCAGACCGCUCUUAACGACGAGAAUGAGGAGCUGAAAGAGCAGCUUAAGAAAGAGGCUGCUCAUCGCGAGACACUGGAGACGGAGGUGAAGAAGUUGAAGUCGGAGAUCGACGGUGCGAAAGCUACAGAGAUGGCUGCACCCGCGGCGAAGUCGCUCACUCCAUCUGAGACGCAGAAACCACCGAGCGCGACCUCUUCCAACCAUCCCCUCGAUAACCAGCCACGUCUCGUCUCCGUCGCCGGACUCACAAGCCCGUCUACACCCCUCCUCACCGCAUUACCAGGCCCUACAACCACUCCCGAUACCUCGACGCCAAAGGACCACAAAGAUCUCACCGCAAAGUGGAAUGCUAGGACAAUCACACUCCCAGCAUACAUCGACGGCUUAAAUGAGUUGAAGCGGAAGUCUGAUGAUGAGGGCGAGACACCCAGACCGAUGAAACAGCUUCGGCUCAGCGGCGAGAGUGCAGAGAUUCCAACAGGAAAACUGCUGACGCCUGGCGGUGGACCAGCAUUCAAGCUUCCGAGACAAGAGGAAGACGUUGAGGAAGAAGUUGAGGAAGACGUUGUGGAAGACGAUGGCGACGCGUCAAUCGACUUAUUCUGGGAUUCUUUCGAGGGCGACGCAGACAACUCGGGCACUUUCACAUACGGCUUUGGCGACGAAGUUGGCGCGGAGUCAGCAGCUCUUCCCGAGCAAGACGCAGAGAAGGGCGAGACCAACACUCAAGGCGAUACUCUCGUCAUUGACGGCGAUACCAUCAUCGAUGAAAGCGACCACAGCAACGACGACCUCUAUGCCAUGCCUUCGCCGAGUCCAAAUAAGCAGCCGCCUCAGAUCGUUGGCGAUAUCCCCGACAUUGAUAUCCCCGCCAUUGAGCUGACUCCAGCUACCAAGCGGAAGAUUGGCAUUGAAGGCGAUGAGGAAGCGUCGUUGAAGCCGUCUCAGGUACCGAGGACUGAGGAGGACCUUGGUGGUGAGCAGACGCUGGCUUUGGAGAAUAUGACUCCAAUUGCCGUUACUCGCAAGCCCGCUAUCAUUUUGACGCCUGCUACGAAGCGGCUCUUGACAGAAGAUGACAGUGAGGAGCCGCCGAGGUCGUCACAGAUGCCACCUAGAUCGUUGCAGCGACCGCCUAGGUCAUCAAAGGCGUCGAGGACGACGCUAGGCUUGGGUGAUGAGCAGACUCCGACAUUGAACGAGAUGAUGACAGAGAACGCUGUUGAUACCCCUCGUGAAGCAAACACGGCGACUGAAGCCAGUGGGACAGCUCCAUCUGUUGCCGAGAACAUGGACAUCCUCCCAGAAACACAACCUACAACCGAGGAGCCAGCAAACCCAAACAACGACACCACAACGGCCAACACCUCCGCGACGAACGCAACCAGCACCGCUCGUCUCGCGCCCCCUGCUGCAUCCCAGGCCCCCAACCAAAGGAGCACGCGCAAUGCCGGGAAGCCCGUAGGAUCUCUCAACGAGAAUGUUUUGAGUAAGAUGGCGGCAUCGCCGAUGAAGGUGAAAGAAGAUAAAGAGACAGCUGCAGAGACGACGAACGGAAGGGGCAAGUCACCGGCGAAGACCAGGGCAAAGUCGCCAGCGAAGACAGCAGCGAAGGCACCGGUAAAGGCACCGGAGAGAUCGCGAAUCUUAGCUUCAGGCAAGGUCGAUGGGAACCACGAGCACGGGAACGACGAUGAGGACAAGGACGAGAACGAGAACAACAACGACACUCGCGCAACAAAGAUCGACACCGCAAAGAGACGACUAGAUCUCUCGACUGCAUUCGCGAGGCUCGUGUAUAUGACACGAGGAUACGAAGCGAUGCUGUCUCAAGACAACUGGCGGGACAGUGCCAAUAGGGUAUCUCCCGGAAAGAAAGAGCAGGAGACUAUACCAAUCAGUGCGACACCGUUAAUCUGGGUGUUGGCAUUGAUGGCGAGGUACAGGACGGGUUUGGUGUGA
Messenger RNA from Alternaria arbusti, 3015 nucleotides. RefSeq lists its product as uncharacterized. Bases 1 to 3015 code for a protein of 1004 amino acids. Lineage: Eukaryota; Fungi; Ascomycota; Dothideomycetes; Pleosporales; Pleosporaceae. The record is from RefSeq and is a predicted model, not a curated record. The transcript is spliced from 3 exons.